AAUUUCUCUGCUGAUGACCCCAAUGCAUUCAGACCGUUUUGUUCCUCUACUUAACUACCCACCUAUCCUGGCACAGUGUGCAAGAGGCGCAUUGUAGCAAUUGGCAACAAUGGUGCACCCGGUGGCGGAGGCGAACGAGACGAGUCCCUUUGGUUCACUCACCGCGGACGAGUUUUACACUCGCCACUCAGUUAGUCACGGCUCCGAGUUCAUCACGAAUCCCAGAGGCCUCAAGCUCUUUACUCAGUGGUGGACCCCACUCUCUCCUGCCAAAAUCAUCGGCACCGUUGCCGUCGUCCACGGCUACACCGGCGAGUCAAGCUGGUUCGUCCAGCUCACCGCCAUUCUCUUUGCCAAAUCGGGAUUCGCCACGUGUGCGAUCGACCACCAGGGACACGGCUUCUCCGAGGGACUCGUGGCCCACAUCCCGGACAUCAACCCCGUCGUCGACGACUGUAUUUCUUUCUUCGACUCGUUUCGUGAACGUCAGGCGCCGUCGUUACCGUCUUUUCUCUACGCCGAGUCCCUCGGUGGUGCCAUUGCCCUGCUCAUCAUUCUUCGGCGGAGCUCGAUCCGGCCUUAUAAUGGUGUCGUUUUGAACGGCGCCUUGUGCGGCGUCAGUGAAAAAAUCAAGCCGCCAUGGCCUUUGGAGCACUUCCUUUCCAUUGUCGCGGCGGUGGUCCCCACCUGGCAGGUGGUUCCUACGCGCGGCCGCAUCCCGGAGGUCUCAUUCAAGGUGGAAUGGAAGAGAAAACUGGCGAUAGCAAGCCCAAAGAGGAGCAUGGCGAGGCCACGCGCUGCGACGGCGCGUGAGAUAAUUAGGUUAAGCAGAGAGGUGCAGGGGAGGUUUCAUGAAGUCGACGUGCCGCUAUUGAUAGUACACGGCGGAGAGGACGUCCUCUGCGACCCUGCGUGUGCGGAGGAGCUGUACCAGCGAGCUGCGAAUGAAGAUAAGACCCUCAGGAUCUACCCUGGGAUGUGGCAUCAGCUGGUAGGUGAGCCGGAGGAGAGUGUGGAGCUGGUUUUCGGGGAGGUUGUGGAGUGGCUUAGGACUAGAGCUGAACGUGCCGCUGUAGCAGGUGGGGAAGAGGCUUGAAAUGUCACCAGCGCUGGUGGCGCGUGUAUGUUAUUGCUUUCAAAUAAAUAACUGGUUAAUUAACUUGGUAGUCGUGUUUGAAUAUGUGUGUUACAAUGGAUUAUAAUUGCGACGAAAAAGAAUGUAAUAUUGUAAAUGCAAUGGUUUGUAUUCAAAUUAUUUCUUUUAAUAGCUAUAAUAAUAAAAGAGAGUGUCUUGCUUGAACUGCU
Molecule: messenger RNA, 1305 nt
Organism: Ilex paraguariensis (yerba mate)
Lineage: Eukaryota; Viridiplantae; Streptophyta; Magnoliopsida; Aquifoliales; Aquifoliaceae
Source: the annotation of a GenBank genome assembly